CCCGCCUCGCCCCGGCGGCCGCUGACCUGUGCGCGCGGGCGGUGACAGUGGCCGCCCGGGGGUGCUCGGUCUCUGCGCGCCACGCCCCCGCCCGUCCUUCGGAGGCACGCCGCCUCCCGCCUCUCCGCUUAGACCCCCUCGGGGGCCCAGGCGGGGCCCAAACCUCUGCCAGCAUCGCCGCCAUCGUCUGCGCUGCGUCCCUAGCUCAGCGAAGGACAGGCCUCGCGCCGGGACCCCCAUCGACUUCUGAGGUGCCAGAAUGGUGGGGGAACUCCGCUACAGGGAAUUCAGAGUGCCUCUGGGACCUGGCUUGCAUGCCUACCCAGAUGAGCUGAUCCGCCAGCGGGUAGGCCACGAUGGGCAUCCUGAGUACCAGAUCCGCUGGCUCAUCCUCAGGCGUGGGGAUGAAGGGGAAGGGGGCUCUAGCCAAGUGGACUGCAAGGCUGAGCAUAUCCUACUGUGGAUGUCCAACGACGAGAUCUAUGCCAACUGCCACAAGAUGCUGGGCGAGGACGGCCAGGUCAUCGGCCCCUCUCAGGAGAUCACAGGGGAGGCUGGGGCCCUGGACAAAUCUGUGUUGGGGGAAAUGGAAACUGAUGUGAAGUCUUUAAUUCAGAGGGCCCUCCGGCAGCUGGAAGAGUGUGUGGGUACCAUCCCUCCUGCUCCUUUACUUCACACUGUCCAUGUACUCAGCGCCUAUGCCAGCAUUGAGCCCCUGACUGGGGUAUUCAAAGACCCAAGGGUCCUGGACCUGCUCAUGCACAUGUUGAGUAGUCCUGAUUAUCAGAUUCGCUGGAGUGCAGGCCGGAUGAUACAAGCCCUGGCCUCCCAUGAUGCUGGGACUCGGACCCAGAUCCUUCUGUCACUAAGCCAGCAAGAGGCCAUUGAGAAACACCUGGAUUUUGACAGCCGCUGUGCUCUACUAGCUUUGUUUGCACAGGCCACACUCUCUGAACACCCUAUGUCUUUCGAAGGCAUCCAGCUGCCACAGGUCCCAGGAAGGCUACUCUUCUCCCUGGUGAAGCGCUAUUUGCACGUCACUUCCCUUCUGGACCAGCUGAAUGACAGUGCUGCAGAACCAGGAGCCCAGAACAACUCUGGUCCCGAGGAGUUGAGUGGGGAAAGGGAUCGACUGGAGCUGGAGUUCAGCAUGGCCAUGGGCACCUUGAUCUCAGAGCUGGUGCAGGCCAUGCGCUGGGACUGGGCCUUGAGCAGACAAAGGCCUUUGGCACGGUCCUCCUGCUCCAUCUUCCAGCCCCAACUGGCAGAGGCUGGCCCCGGGCUGCCACCCACCCGGGCCCAGCCCUCCAUUAGGAGGUCAAGGAGGUUCCGCCCUCGCUCUGAGUUUGCAAGUGGCAAUACUUAUGCCUUGUAUGUGCGAGAGACGCUGCAGGCUGGGAUGCGAGUGCGCAUGCUGGAUGACUACGAGGAGGUCAGCGCUGGGGAUGAGGGAGAGUUCCGUCAGAGCAACAACGGCAUGCCCCCCGUGCAGGUGUUGUGGGAGUCGACGGGCCGCACCUACUGGGUGCACUGGCACAUGCUGGAAAUUCUGGGCUUUGAGGAAGACAUUGAGGAUGUGGUUGAGGCCAAUGAGUACCAGGGGGCAGUGGUCAGUGGAGCCCUGGGUGUAGCUCUGCCUUCCUGGCGGUGGAAGCCCAUGACAGAGCUCUAUGCAGUGCCCUACGUGCUGCCUGAGGAUGAGGAUGCUGAGGAGAGUGAGCACCUGACCCAGGCGGAGUGGUGGGAGCUCCUCUUCUUUAUCAAGAAGCUGGACGGGCCUGACCAUCAGGAGGUUCUCCAGAUCCUCCAGGAGAACCUGGAUGGGGAGAUUCUGGAUGACGAGAUCCUGGCUGAGCUGGCUGUGCCCAUGGAGUUGGCCCAGGACCUACUGCUGGCUCUGCCACAGCGACUUGAUGACAGCGCUCUCAGGGACCUGCUCAACUGCCGUGUCUACAGGAAAUACGGGCCUGAGGCCCUGGCAGGGCACCCAGCUUACCCAACCCUUCUGGAAGCCCAGGCCCAGCCUCAGGAAUCAGCAGGUGCAGCCAGAGUGGAAGGAAAAGAACCCCCAGCUCAGUAUCCUGACACUCCUCUGUGGCGACUGCUGGUGGAUUGUGGUCCACCUGGGAGAACCUUCCUGGACCUGGAGCGAGCUCUCAGCUCAGAGGGGCCCCAGGAGACAGAGAUCAAGCCGUUCCUGCUGCAGCUGCAGCGGCAGCCCCAACCUUUCCUUAUCCUGAUGCAGAGCCUCGCCACCCCGGCAGCCAACAAGCCCCUGCACCUGACCGUUCUGAGAAUCCUGAUGCAGCUGGUGGACUUCCCCGAGGCGCUGCUGCUCCCCUGGCACGAGGCCAUGGACGCCUGCAUGGCCUGCCUGCGGUCACCAGACACUGACCGAGAGGUGCUCCAGGAACUGAUCUUCUUCCUGCACCGCCUCGCUUCCGUGAGUAGGGACUAUGCCGUGGUGCUGAAUCAGCUGGGAGCCCGAGAUGCCAUCUCCAAGGCUCUGGAAAAGCAUCUGGGCAAACUGGAGCUGGCUCAGGAGCUGCGGGACAUGGUGUUCAAGUGUGAGAAGCAUGCCCAUCUCUACCGGAAACUCACCACCAACAUCCUGGGAGGCUGUAUCCAGAUGGUGCUGGGCCAGAUCGAGGACCACCGACGAACCCACCGACCCAUCAACAUCCCCUUCUUUGACGUGUUCCUCAGAUAUCUGUGCCAGGGUUCCAGUAUGGAAGUGAAGGAGGACAAGUGCUGGGAGAAAGUGGAGGUGUCCUCUAACCCACACCGGGCCAGCAAGCUGACGGACCGCAACCCCAAGACCUACUGGGAGUCCAGCGGCAGCGCCGGCUCCCACUACAUCACCUUGCACAUGCACCAGGGCAUUCUCAUCAGGCAGCUGACUCUGCUAGUGGCUGGUGAAGACUCGAGCUAUAUGCCAGCCAGGGUGGUGGUGUUUGGGGGUGACAGCACCAACUCUCUUAACACGGAACUCAACUCGGUCAAUGUGAUGCCCUCUGCCAGCCGGGUGAUCCUGCUGGAGAACCUGACCCGCUUCUGGCCCAUCAUCCAGAUCCGCAUAAAGCGCUGCCAACAGGGCGGCAUUGACACGCGCAUUCGGGGGUUGGAGGUCCUGGGCCCCAAGCCCACAUUCUGGCCAGUGUUUCGGGAGCAGCUGUGUCGUCACACACGUCUCUUCUACAUGGUUCGGGCACAGGCCUGGAGCCAGGACAUAGCAGAAGACCGCAGGAGCCUCCUGCACCUGAGCUCUAGACUCAAUGGGGCUCUGCGCCAGGAGCAGAAUUUUGCUGAUCGCUUCCUCCCUGAUGACGAGGCCGCCCAAGCACUGGGCAAGACCUGCUGGGAGGCCCUGGUCAGCCCCCUGGUGCAGAACAUCACCUCCCCUGCUUCUCCCACUGCCCUGGAGACAUGCCCUGCCUUGGCUUGUUCUUCCCAACCUCCAGAUGAGGAUGGCAUCAGCCCCCUGGGCUGGCUGCUGGACCAGUACCUGGAGUGUCGGGAGGCUGCCCACAACCCCCAGAGCCGCGCAGCUGCAUUCUCCUCACGGGUGCGCCGCCUCACCCACCUGCUGGUGCACGUGGAGCCCUGUGAGGCGCCCCUUCCAGCAGCAGCUGCUCCUCGGACCAAGAGCAGAAACAGAAGCCAUGACUGGAGCUCCCUGGCUACCCGGGGGCUUCCCAGCAGCAUCGUGAGAAACCUGACCCGCUGUUGGCAGGCCGUGGUGGAGGAGCAGGUGAACAACUUUCUGACAUCACACUGGCGGGAUGAUGAUUUUGUGCCGCGCUACUGUGAACACUUUCAUAAUCUGCAGAAGUCGAGCUCCGAGCUGUUUGGGCCACGGGCAGCUUUCUUGCUGGCGCUGCAGAAUGGCUGUGCUGGUGGCUUGCUGAAGCUCCCAUUUCUCAAAGCUGCCCACGUGAGUGAGCAGUUUGCCCGGCACAUUGACCAGCGGAUCCAGGGCAGCCGCAUUGGUGGAGCCCGGGGAAUGGAGAUGCUGGCGCAGCUGCAGCGGUGCCUGGAGACAGUCCUAAUUUUCUCUGGCCUGGAGAUAGCCACCACCUUCGAACAUUACUACCAGCACUACAUGGCCGACCGUCUCCUGGGCGUGGGCUCCAGCUGGCUGGAGGGGGCUGUGCUGGAGCAGAUCGGCCCCUGCUUCCCCAACCGCCUCCCCCAGCAGAUGCUACAGAGCCUGAGCACCUCUGAGGAGCUGCAGCGCCAGUUCCAUGUCUACCAGCUCCAGCGGCUCGAUCAGGAGCUCCUGAAGCUAGAGGACACCGAGAAGAAGAUACAGGGGGGCCAUGAGACCAGUGACAAGGAACACAAGGGAGAGAAGGCAGAGGAAGCAGAGGGAGCUGUGGUCACAAACGUGGUAGAGGAGGAGGAGGAGGAGGAAAAUGAGGAUCUCUACUAUGAGGGGGCAAUGCCCGAAGUGUCUGUGCUAGUCCUGUCACCUCGCUGCUGGCCCAUUGCCUCCAUCUGCCACACGCUGAACCCCAGAACCUGCCUGCCCUCCUACCUCAGGGGCACUUUGAACCGAUACUCCAACUUCUACAGCAAGAGUCAGAGCUACCCGGCCUUGGAGCAGGGCCCGAAGAGGCGGUUGCAGUGGACGUGGCUGGGCCGGGCCGAGCUGCAGUUUGGGGACCAGACCCUGCACGUGUCCACUGUCCAGAUGUGGCUGCUGCUGUAUCUCAAUGACCUGCAGGCUGUGUCCGUGGAAAGUCUGCUGGCACUCUCGGGGCUCUCUCCAGACAUGCUCAAUCAGGCGAUCACACCUCUCACAUCUUUGAGAGGCCCCCUGGACCUUCGAGAGGAAAACGAUGUCCCAGGAGGUGUGCUCAAGAUUCGAGAUGCCAGCGAGGAGCCCAGGCCAAGGAGGGGCAACGUGUGGCUCAUCCCACCUCAGGUGUACCUGAAAGCUGAGGAUGAAGAGGGCCGGAACUUGGAGAAGAGGCGGAACCUUCUGAACUGCCUCAUUGUCCGGAUCCUCAAGGCCCACGGGGACAAGGGGCUGCAUAUCGAUCAGCUUGUCUGUCGGGUCCUGGAUGCUUGGCAGAAGGGCCCAUGUCCUCCCAGGGGUUUGGUCAGCAGCCUUGGUAGGGGAUCUGCCUGCAACAGUACCGACGUCCUCUCCUGCAUCCUGCACCUCCUGGGCAAGGGCACAGUGAGGCGCCAUGAUGACCAGCCCCAGAUGCUGUCCUAUGCAGUCCCCAUGACUGUGAUGGAGCCUCACACCGAGUCCUUGAACCCGGGUUCCUCAGGCCCCAACCCACCCCUCACCUUCCACACCCUGCAGAUUCGCUCUCGGGGGGUGCCCUAUGCCUCCUGCACAGGUACCCAGAGCUUCUCUACCUUCCGGUAGCCCUGGAAGUGGGAUCAGGGCUUUCUCCAGAAAUAAAAUGCAGGAGUUUGAUUACA
This is a messenger RNA of Canis lupus familiaris (dog), 5439 nucleotides long. It is a transcript of the gene CUL7, whose product is annotated as cullin 7. The record is from RefSeq and is a predicted model, not a curated record. Gene Ontology annotation, biological process: ubiquitin-dependent protein catabolic process. Gene Ontology annotation, cellular component: Golgi apparatus. The coding region runs from base 260 to 5383 and encodes 1707 amino acids. Gene Ontology annotation, molecular function: ubiquitin protein ligase binding. The transcript is spliced from 26 exons. Lineage: Eukaryota; Metazoa; Chordata; Mammalia; Carnivora; Canidae.